Messenger RNA from Zerene cesonia (dogface butterfly), 1256 nucleotides. RefSeq lists its product as uncharacterized. The coding region runs from base 43 to 1056 and encodes 337 amino acids. The transcript has a single exon. The record is from RefSeq and is a predicted model, not a curated record. NCBI's taxonomy places the organism in Eukaryota, Metazoa, Arthropoda, Insecta, Lepidoptera, Pieridae.
GAGUUUCGAACUCAGAUCACAGUAGCACGCCAGACUUACAAAAUGUAUUACAAAGUGUUAGCUCUUUUUGCCUUCGCCGCUUUAGUUAAAUGUCACGAUAUAGCUAUUGGGUCAAAUACUAAUGGAAGAAAAAUCUACGAAGAAACAAAACAAGCCAGUCCCGCUAUUUGGAGACAAGUCGACAAUGUUACCAUAACGGCAAGUGACGGCGAAGUUAUAAGCAGAGUCAUUGUACAUGAUUUGAGAUCAGAAAAAGAUGGAGAAGUUAAAAUUAUCGAUGGAGGGGAAGGACACAAAAACGUUACAUUGGAACUCAAAAGUCCGACCGCUUUACGGGGAUAUGAGUUUCAUAUAGAAGUGUACGCAAUUCCGGAUCUAAAAUCUGGCGACCAACCUAAAUCAAUAAACGGUGAUGGGAGUGAUGAUAUUUCUAAAGAUUCAACUAGUAAAGUUCCAUCAAAGGACAAUGUACCUGCUACUAUAGGCAAGGAUGAAACUCCACGCCCAGUGCGCACCAUCAUGACUGAGGAUAAAGACAGUGAUGUGAACAUAAACAUACCUGCCUCUGUCAAUAAAUAUACGACGGUUGAAACAGAAAAUAAAGAAAGUACUGACUACACAACUGAAGUCCCAAAAAGCAUUGAAGAAUCUAACGAAGAAAACAUGAAAAAAUCAAAAAAUGACGCAGAAAACCACGAAAUUGUCGAUUAUGUUCUAGAAGAUAUGAAUGAUCAAUCCGAAAAAGCAGCUUUGACGUCGGAUAGUUUAAGAAAAGGGGAUGAUAAUAUUCCCAUUGAUGCAGCCCGUGCGAACAAUUCCCAGGAAGAUGCUGAUAAAAUGGAAACUACAACUCAAAGUGACGAUAUGACAAGCACGACAAGUAGUGACAAUGAAGAAGAUUACGGAAAAAUCGAUUUGAAUUCUUCUAUAAUUCCUCCCAUUGUUUUAAAAAUGGAACCACCUAUGGACAUAGAAAUGCCAUCAAGCCAUUUUAAUAGACAAGAACCACGCUACAACGUUCCAUUAAUGAAAAACCUGGGUAAUCAAAGGAAUUAGAAAUAUUAUCUAUGGACAGAUAACCAAUAAGAAAAACGUAAGAGCGAUUUAAUUUUAAUCUUGCUGUGAUUUAGAUAUGCGUUGUAAUGUUAUAUUAUCACCGUAAUAGUAUUUAAAGUUUAUAUAUAGGGACAAUAAUCUUAAUAUAUAUAAAUCUCGUGUCACAAUGUUUGUCCUCAAUGGACUCCUAAACCACUUAA